GGGGUCUCCAGGUUCGUUGGAUUCUGUCCAGGUCCGACCAAGUUCCUCGGGAAGGAUCGAGCCGUAGUCCAGGGCAGGAUUCGUCGCUCUCGGCUGCCGUCGGGGGUCCUCCGGAAGAUGGACAAGAACGGCACUUGCUUGGAGGAUGAGGUGGCCCCGCGAUCCGACGGGGUCUCAUCUCUGGAUCCUCAACUUAUCCAGAAGCUGCUCUCCGCGAGUCACGAAGCCAAGGUGUUUGCCCACUGUCCGUACAGCAAAUUCCGGGUCGGAGCCGCGCUGCUGGCACGCAACGGGAAGAUCUACCUGGGCUGUAAUAUAGAAAACGCGUGCUACACGUUGGGGAACUGUGCGGAACGCGCCGCCAUCCAGAACGCUGUGUCCGAGGGGUGCAAGGAGUUCAAAGCCAUCGCCAUCGCAAGUGACGUAGACGAUGAAUUUAUUACUCCAUGCGGAGCCUGCCGGCAGGUGAUGAGGGAGUUCGGGUCGGACUGGGAAAUUUUCCUGACCAAGCCAGACGGGACGUACGUUCUGAAAACCCUCCACCAGCUGCUGCCGAUGUCAUUCGGACCGGAGAAUUUAACCACCAAAUGACUGAGACGACAUGGAAGCCUCCGGGAUUAUUUUAAUAUUUAUUAAGUAGAAUCUGAUUUUACCAAAUGUAUUUUCCAAUGAAUACACUUUGUCUCGUUUUAUCCGA
Spea bombifrons (plains spadefoot toad) is the source of this 697-nucleotide messenger RNA. It is a transcript of the gene CDA, whose product is annotated as cytidine deaminase. Bases 118 to 591 code for a protein of 157 amino acids. The transcript has 4 exons. The record is from RefSeq and is a predicted model, not a curated record. Gene Ontology annotation, molecular function: cytidine deaminase activity; zinc ion binding. Lineage: Eukaryota; Metazoa; Chordata; Amphibia; Anura; Pelobatidae. Gene Ontology annotation, cellular component: cytosol.